GUUGGUGUUCGUUUGAACAGAUUAUUUAUGUGGAAGCAUGUGAGAGUGGCAGUAUCUUUGAAGGUUUAAUGCCAGAAGACCUUAAUGUAUAUGUGACAACAGCAUCCAAUGCUGUUGAAAGCAGCUGGGGAACCUACUGUCCUGGGAUGGAUCCUCCACCACCACCGGAAUAUAUGACUUGCCUUGGUGACUUGUACAGCGUUGCAUGGAUGGAAGACAGUGAGAAUCACAAUCUAAAGGAGGAAACGGUUGGGAAACAGUAUGAGUCAGUGAAGAUGAGGACAUCAAACCAGAACACAUACAGUGCAGGGUCUCAUGUGAUGGAGUAUGAUUGUAACGCCCGCCCUUCCAGCUCUGAGUCCCAAUCUGGAAGCAUCGCUGUACAUAUCGAAUCCCUCGUUACUUUCUGGAAGAGUGAGAAUUGGGGCACUAGUCAAUUUUCUCUUCAACUCCGCGAAGCUUCUUUCACAAUCCUCCGUCCAUUCAUACCUCUUGUUCUUCUUGGUGAGGGUCGUCAUGGGGGCUGCAAUUCUGGAAAAACCCUCUACGAAUUUCCGAUAAUAGUCGGCUAG
This is a messenger RNA of Zingiber officinale, 572 nucleotides long. Its product is annotated as vacuolar-processing enzyme beta-isozyme-like. The coding region runs from base 69 to 572 and encodes 167 amino acids. The transcript is spliced from 4 exons. Gene Ontology annotation, molecular function: cysteine-type endopeptidase activity. The record is from RefSeq and is a predicted model, not a curated record. NCBI's taxonomy places the organism in Eukaryota, Viridiplantae, Streptophyta, Magnoliopsida, Zingiberales, Zingiberaceae. Gene Ontology annotation, biological process: vacuolar protein processing.